Molecule: messenger RNA, 2307 nt
Organism: Gossypium arboreum
Lineage: Eukaryota; Viridiplantae; Streptophyta; Magnoliopsida; Malvales; Malvaceae
Product: auxin response factor 10-like
Exons: 4
Coding region: 218-2182 (654 amino acids)
Biological process (GO): regulation of DNA-templated transcription; response to hormone
Cellular component (GO): nucleus
Molecular function (GO): DNA binding; protein binding
Source: RefSeq, a predicted model, not a curated record
GUUAAGAGUAUAUAUCAUCAUUAAGAGUAUGUCAGAGUGAGGGCAAACCUAUUUUCUGUCUUCUUUUUUUCAAUGUUUGGUUUUUAAGGGAAAAAAAAGGAGUAAGAGAUUUACAAUUAAUUGUCUUAAAAUUUAAUGAACUGGUUUUUCAUUUCAUCUUCUCUCUUUAAAUCCCCUUGUUCAAACUUCAACAUUUUCUGCAGUUUUUUGUAAAAAAAUGGAGCUUGAAAAAAGCUUAGACCCAAAUCUAUGGCAUGCAUGUGCUGGAUCCAUGGUUCAAAUCCCACCAAUAAACUCCAAAGUCUAUUAUUUCCCUCAAGGCCAUGCCGAGCACUCACUUAACUCGGUGGAUUUCCCGUUUUCUCGUCAAAUCCCACCUCUUGUUCUUUGCCGAGUUGACUCGGUCAAAUUCAUGGCCGAUGUUGAAACCGAUGAAGUAUAUGCCAAGAUCAUGCUUACGCCAUUACAGAACAACAAGCCUGAUGUUGGAGACGAUGAUGGUGUUUCAAAUGGCGGCUGUAAUAAUAUUGAAAAAAAGGCUGCUUCUUUUGCUAAGACGUUGACUCAAUCCGAUGCUAACAACGGCGGUGGGUUUUCCGUUCCGAGAUACUGUGCUGAAACCAUUUUUCCCGCGUUGGAUUAUAGUGCCGAUCCUCCGGUUCAAACCGUCGUCGCCGUUGAUGUUCAUGGUCAGCUAUGGAAGUUCAGGCAUAUUUAUAGGGGAACUCCGAGGAGACAUUUGUUGACUACAGGUUGGAGUGCUUUCGUCAACCGGAAAAAACUCGUUGCCGGCGACUCAGUCGUGUUCUUGAGAGCCGAGAACGGUGGAAUUCGUGUCGGGAUCAGGCGAGCCAAGCUUGGGAUUGGGGAUGGUGAUUGUUAUGGAAGUUUGGGUUUUUAUGGGGAUUCAAAAAGGAACGGAAAAGUGAAGCCGGAGGAGGUUUUGGAGGCGGCGAAGGCGGCUUCCGGUGGCCGGAAGUCGUUCGAGGUUGUUUAUUAUCCGAGAACAAGCAGGCCGGAGUUUUGUGUUAGGGCAUCUGCAGUGAAUACAGCAAUGAAGGUCCCUUGGUGUUGUGGCAUGAGGUUCAAAAUGGCUUUCGAGACUGAAGAUUCUUCUAGAAUUAGUUGGUUCGUCGGAACCAUAUCGUCCGUUCAAGUUGCCGAUCCGGUCCGGUGGCCGGACUCGCCGUGGCGGCUUCUUGAGGUGACAUGGGAUGAACCGGAUUUGCUGCAAAACGUUAACCGUGUGAAUCCGUGGUCAGUUGAAUUAGCAUCGAACGUGCCCGCUAUCCACCUCUCGCCCUUUUUACGACCGGUGAAGAAAUUGCGGCUCCCUCAACACCUUGACGGACUAUUAGUGCAGUCUUUUCCAAGCAAGCCCCUUAGCCCAAGCAACCCGUUUUAUCGUUUAUCUGAUAAUGCUCCUGUAGGGAUACAGGGAGCCAGGCAAGUUCAAUUCGGGUUACCUUUAUCGGAUCUCCAUCUUAAAAAUAACCUGAAUUCGGGACUGUGCCUGUCUGGUUUCCAGCGGUUUGAUCUACACGAUAGAAUUCCCGAUACAUUCACAAACAGUUGCAAUAAUCUAUCUUGUAAUAAAUCCAAAAUCCCGAAAAAAUGCCGGUUUUUACUCUUUGGUCAGCCGAUACUUACUGAGCAGCAACUGUCUCAGAGCUCUUCAAGUGAAGCUGUCUCGGAAGUUGUUAGUGGAAACAGCUGCAAAACAAAAGAUUCAUCCAACGGCUCAGGAUCUGUUAUCGGGAACCAAUUCUCUCCGGAGAAGUCAUCUACUGCUCGAUUUUUGUGGGAUUGGGACAAUCGAGCCAUAGAACCCUGCAUGGAUACCGGUCAUUGCAAGGUAUUCAUGGAAUCGGAGGAUGUCGGACGAACUCUUGACCUCUCGGUUCUCGAUUCUUAUGAAGAUUUAUACAGGAGAUUGGCUAACAUGUUCGGAAUAGAAAGAUCGAAAAUGUCCGGACAUGUGCUGUAUCGAGACGCAACCGGUGACGUCAAACGAACUGGAGAUGAACCAUUCAGUGCAUUUAUGAAGAUCGCCAAAAGAUUAACAAUAAGAAUGGAUUCAAGCAACAAUACUAUUGAAAGGUCACGGCUCACCGGAACCCGAGCUGCGGAAAAUGGAUUUCAUGGAUCAAACAAGACAGGUCCUUUAAGCAUAUUUGCAUGAUUUCGAGCCUAUGUAUUCUGUUGUACAGGUUUCUUGUCUUUGUGUAAAAUAUCUUCAAAAAGAACAUUUAAAUGUCUUGUAAUUUGUUGAAUGUUAUUAGUAAAUUAUUCUCAAUGUUACCAAAA